AUGGCCCCGACCCCCGGGCUGCCCACCCCGGGCUCCUCGCUGGUGCUGCGGGUGUCGUUCGUGGACGUGCGCCCCGAGGUGAUCCCCGUGCAGCUCUGGGGCCUGGUGGGCGAGCGGCGGGACGAGUACCUGCGCCUGAACCGGGAGAUUCAGGAAGCGGCGGCCACGCGGCGCCCGUGGGCGCUGGGCAGCGCCUCGGCCUCCCCCGGCGAGCUGUGCCUGGUGCAGGUGGGGCCCGUGUGGCACCGCUGCCGCGUGGUCAGCCGGCAGGCGCAGGACAGCCGCGUCUUCCUGCUCGACGACGGCCGCACCGUCGCGGCGGGCGCCGACUCCCUGGCGCCGGGGCGCAGCGACUUCUUCCACCUGCCGUCCGAGGUGCUGUGCUGCGUGCUGGCGGGCCUGGUGCCCGUGGGCGGCGGCGGCGCGGGCGGCGGCGAGCCGCAGCACUGGCCGCCCGCUGCCGUGGACUUCCUCGGCGGCCUGCAGGGCAAGCAGGUGCACGGGCGCGUGCUGGACGUGCUGCUGCUGCAUCGCCUGGUCCUCCUGGAGGCGCCCGAGCUGGCCCAGCAGAUGCAGGAGCUCGGCCUGGCCCGGCAGGUGCCCGACAGCCUCUUCCGCUCGCUGCUCAAGCGCUACCUGGCGGCGGCCCCUGCCAGCACGGGCUCGGGAGCCGGGGUCCUCCCGCGAGUCCCCUGCAAGCAGGAGCACCUUGGCCUGGAUUAUUUCUACCCGCAGCUGCAGCUGGGCGUGACGGAGCCGGUGGUGGUAACCCAGGUGUGCCACCCCCACCGCAUUCACUGCCAGCUCCGGAGCCUCUCGCAGGAGAUCCACCGCCUGUCCGAGAGCAUGGCGCAGAUCUACCGGGGUUCCACGGGGAUGGGGGAUGAGAACUCUACCAGCGGCCCCCAGGAGGAGAGGGAGGAGAGCCCAGACAAGCCUGGCUCUCCAUGUGCAUCCUGCGGCUUGGACGGACAUUGGUACAGAGCUCUCUUGCUUGAGACCUUCCGGCCCCAGCGCUGUGCCCAGGUGCUCCACGUAGACUACGGAAGGAAGGAGUUGGUGAGUUGCAGUAGUCUCCGCUACUUGCUGCCCGAGUAUUUUCGAACGCCCGUGGUGACCUACCCCUGUGCCUUGUAUGGACUCUGGGACGGUGGCAGAGGCUGGUCUCGGUCACAAGUUGGUGAGCUGAAGGCACUGAUCCUGGGCCAGGCGGUGAAUGCAAAGAUUGAAUUCUACUGUUCGUUUGAGCACGUGUAUUACAUCACUUUGUAUGGAGAAGAUGGGAUCAACCUUAAUUGUGUAUUCGGAGUACGGUCCUGUUGCUUGGCCGACCGAUUCCUGCAGAGCCGGGGGAUGGAGGAGGAGGAGGAGGAGGAAGACGACCGACAAACAACAGCUCUUCAGUCUCAGUCUCCUGCUGAAGAAGCGGAUGAAGAGAUUCCACUCCCAGCCUUAAGAUCCACCAGGCUAAAGAUCAACGCCUUCUAUGACGCCCAGGUAGAGUUUGUUAAAAAUCCUUCGGAGUUUUGGAUUCGGUUGAGGAAGCACAAUGGCCCCUACAGCAAGCUGAUGAAGAGAAUGUGCAGUUUCUAUUCCUCAGCAAGUAAGCUGGAGGGUGUAGUGUUGAAACCUGAACCUGAUGACCUUUGCUGUGUCAAGUGGAAAGAAAACGGCUAUUAUCGGGCUAUGGUCACCAGACUGGACGACAGGAGUGUGGAUGUAUUCCUAGUUGACCGUGGCAGUUUGGAAAACGUGGAUUGGUAUGACGUGAGGAUGCUGCUUCCUCAGUUUAGGCGGCUGCCAGCACUGGCUCUGAAGUGCACGUUGGCCGAUAUUUGGCCUUUGGGGAAAAGUUGGAGCCAGGAGGCAGUUUCCUUUUUUAAAAAGACUGUGCUCCACAAAGAAUUAGUUAUCCAUGUCCUUGAUAAGCGGGAUAAGCAAUACGUUAUUGAGAUUCUUGACGAAUCAAGAACAGGGGAAGAAAACAUUAGUAAGGUAAUUGCUCAAGCUGGGUAUGCCAAGUAUCAGGAAUUUGAAGCAAAGGAGAACAUUCCCGUAAGUGCCCAUUCUCCAGGGCCUGUUUCAAACCAUUUCACUGCUGAGAAUAACAAAGUCGCUCCUGUCAAGAAGGCAGAGGUGGAACAGGAAGCCAAGAGAGACGACAACAGAACUACCUCGGUUUCAGAAAUUGUGACUGAUCCACCAGUCGCUACAGAUAUCCCAACUGGACUGGUUAUGCAAGAAAAAGAGAAGAGAGAGUCUGUUUAUUCUCCUCUUAUGCAGAAUUUCCUGGAAGUUAAGCCAGGCUCUUGUAAAGGAGAGCUCCAAGUUGGGAGUACAGUAGAAGUCAAAGUGUCUUAUGUUGAAAACCCCGGCUGCUUCUGGUGCCAGCUGACCAAGAAUAUUCAAGGCUUUAAAACGUUGAUGUGUAAUAUCCAGGACUACUGCGAGAAUACAGCCGCUCCCUACCAAGGGACAGCCCCCGCUUGUCUGGCAAAACGAACAGGAAACGGAAAAUGGUGCCGAGCUGUGAUACGUGGGCCACAGUCUUCAGAGCACGUCCAAGUAAUGUUUGUGGAUUAUGGAGACAAAGAUAUGGUAGCUGUGAAGAAUAUUUACUCAAUUAAUGAAGAGUUUCUCAAGGUUAAGGCUCAGGCUUUUCGGUGCAGUCUUUAUAAUUUAAUUCAACCAACUGGUCAAAAUCCUUUUGCUUGGGAUGAGAAGGCAAUCCAAGCUUUUACUGAAUUUGUAGACAACGCAUGGGAAGACAAUCUCGAAUUAAAAUGCACAAUAUUUGCUUUGGCUUCAACGCACAAUGAAGAGCUGUUUAACAUCGUAGAUUUGCUAACACCCUUCCAGAGUGUGUGCCAUUUUUUGGUAGAAAAGAGACUUGCACGGCCAGUUAAAUUUCAGAAGCCCCUGGAGUCCUCCAUUCAGCUACAUUCUUACUACUAUUCGACACACGAUAUGAAAAUUGGCAGUGAAGAAUUGGUGUAUAUAACACACGUUGAUGACCCUUGGACAUUUUAUUGCCAGCUGGGAAGAAAUGCAAAUAUUUUAGAACAGUUGUCCUGUAGCAUUAAACAAUUAAGUAAAGUUCUACUGAAUUUAAAAACAUCCGCCUUGCUGCCCGGAAACUUGUGCCUUGCCAAGUACACUGAUGGAAACUGGUAUAGGGGGAUAACAAUAGAAAAAGAACCAAAUAAAGUCUUUUUUGUUGAUUUUGGCAACAUUCACGUGGUAACAAACGAUGAUCUGCUUCCAAUACCUAGGGAUGCGUCUACUGUCUUACUUCUGUCCAUGCAAGCUGUUAAAUGUUCGUUGUCUGACAUACCUGACCAUAUACCAGAAGAAAUCACAGCAUGGUUCAAGGAGACUGUUUUGGAUAAGUCAUUGAAGGCUUUGGUUGUAGCAAAAGAUCCAGAUGGAAGACUGAUUAUCGAACUCUAUGAUGAAGGUAUUCAAAUCAACGCGAAUAUCAAUGAGAAGUUAGUGUUACUUGGCUACAAAAAAGGGACAAGAAAAAAACGAGAAAGCAAAAACCUCCUCGCUGCAACAGAAACCCUUGAAGUAAAGAAGGAAAAUCUGAAGCUGUCACCUACAGGGUAUUUAAGGAAAUCAGUAGAGGACUCUGCAUUAUGUAGUCUGGAGACCUUGGAAGCAUCACACAAAUCUAAGACCAGCCCAACACAUCAGGAAACCAAGCUUUUACGAAGUUCGACAAACUUAGUCACUCAGUAUCAGGACUCUGUGGGACAUAAAGAUAAUCAAGUGUGUCCAUUCACAACCGAGAAAAAAGAAGAAAGUUCUGCCGAGCCACCUUUGAAAGCCACAAGGCUAGAAGCUACCCUUUCAGAGAGAAACAUAGGAGAUUCGUAUCACAAAGGUUUGCCUCUAAAAUUUUCUGAGCUCCCUCAGAAGGUUAUAAUGCCUGGCUUUAAAACAGUUGUCUAUGUUUCCCAUAUAAAUGACCUUUCAGACUUUUAUGUUCAACUAACAGAAGAUGAAGCUGAAAUCGCUAGUCUUUCAGAGAGAUUAAAUGAUGUUAGGACCAGGCCAGAAUUUUAUUCAGGGCCACCUUUGCAGAGAGGAGAUGUGACAUGUGCCGUUUUUCCAGAAGACAAUUUAUGGUAUCGUGCUGUGGUCAAGGAACAAGGACCCAGUGACCUUCUCUCUGUACAGUUUAUAGACUACGGCAACGUUUCCGUGGUCCACACUAACAAGAUAGGUAAGCUGGACCUUAUUAACACACUGGUACCAGCACUGUGCAUCCACUGCUCCUUGAGGGGACUUUGGGUUCCUGAGAUUUUAAACUGUAAGGAAAUGAUGCAUUACUUUUCCCAAAGGACAGAUGAGGUUCAAGUAAGAUGUGAGUUUGUUCAAUUUCAAGACAGGUGGGAAGUUAUUCUUGCUGAUGAACAUGGGCUCAUAGCAGAAGACAUGAUUAGCAGAUAUGCUUUCUGUGGAAAAUCUCAAGUAGGACUUUCUAACCAAAUAAUGAUAGGUGCCUGUUCAAAGUCUGUCAACAAAACAGACAUGGACACUUCACUAUUUCUUAACUGGUACGAUCCAAAGAUCAAGAUGAUAAGAGCAUAUGCCACUGUGAUAGAGGGACCUGAGUAUUUUUGGUGUCAGUUUGCUGAUACUGAGAAACUGCAGCUUUUAGAAGUAGAAGUACAAACUGCUGGGGAACAAGUAAUGAGUUGGAGAAGUUGUGUCCCAUGCCCUCAUAUUGGAGAUCCUUGCAUAGUGAGAUAUAGAGAAGAUGGGCAUUAUUAUAGGGCACUUAUCACCAAUAUUUGUGAUGAUUAUCUUGUAUCUGUCAGACUUGUGGACUUUGGAAACAUUGAAGACUGUGUGGACCCCAAAGCAGUCUGGAAUAUUCCUUCUGAACUUUUGGUGGUUCCCAUGCAAGCCUUUCCAUGUUGCCUCUCAGGAUUUAAUAUUUCAGAAGGUGCGUGCCCUCAAGAGGGAAAUGACUAUUUUUAUGAAAUAGUAACAGAAGAUGUGCUGGAGAUAACAAUAUUAGAAAUCAAAAGGGAUGUUUGUAAUAUCCCCUUAGCAAUUGUCGACUUAAAAAGCAAAGGCAAAAGUAUUAAUGAGAAAAUGAAGAAAUAUUCUAAGAUUGGUAUUAGUAACAGCAAUCUGCCCUAUGAAGAAAGUGAUCCAGAAAUAAAGGGAGCUCUUGGGUCCCUCAGUCCUGAGGUUGGAUUUAAGAAAGCAAGAAGUAAAGCUGGACAAGAGAAAACACAGUAUGUGGAAUCACAGACAGAUGAGCUCUCUGAAAGAAUUGAAAAAGACUUAAACACUAUUGAAGCCAAACCAACUAAAUUCUAUGACCCUGACCCUGACAAUGUUUUUGAAGCUUUCACAGACCCAUGCAAAGAUGAAAUUGGCAUUGAGAUACUGGAAGAUAAAAGAGAGUCCCGUCUGGUUGGCAAAGCAAAGUUUGAUGAUAAAUACCUCAUGACAGGAUUUAGCACAUUACUACCGCAGGCUAGUGAAACAAAGGAGAUAUUAGAACUGAACUCUCUCGAGGUGCCGCUUUCUCCCGAUGAUGAAUCAAAAGAGUUCCUGGAACUGGAAUCCAUUGAGUUACAGCAUUCUCCAGUCGGGGAAGAGCCAGAAGAAAAAGAAAAGCCAGGCCUGGAGCCUCCAUUUGUGCCCUUACCCCAAGGCUGUGACACAGAAGCCACCCUACAUACAUUUACAGUGCAGCUUCCCCUCAACUGUGAAUCUGAGAAACAGCCAGAACUAGAGUUACCCACAGCCCAGCUGUGUUUGGAUGACAAAAUGAACCCUUUGUCUCUAGUAGUUGGUCAGAAAGCCCAAGAUCCCAUGUGUGCCGAAGACACAAGGAAGUCAAGUUGUGUAGAACGUUCUGAGGACCAGCCUAGCCUACCCUUGCAUCUACACGAGAAGAAUUGCGAUCCCAACAUGCAAAUUGAAAUGAAUAUAUAUAAAAAAGAAUUUACAGAUCAUAAAAACAGAGAUGCCAUUUCAUCAUCGACUUUGUUCUCUGAAGAAGAAUCCAGAGAUGGAAGGAAACACAAUAAUGCUUUACAAGAUCAUGUCUCAGCUCAGCCAGAGAACAUCUACACUCUGAAAGGAUUUGCUGUUGGAUCCAAAUGUGUUGUGUGGUCAAGUGUAAGAAACACAUGGUCUAGAUGUGAGAUUCUGGAAAUAGGUGAAGAAGGCACAAGGGUUUUGAACGUUUCAAAUGGUAUGGAGGAGAUAGUGAACCCUGAGAAUGUCUGGAAUGGCAUACCCAAAUUAGAUAAGAGUCCAUCUGAGAAAAGGGGUCUGGAGGUGGUAUAGACUUAACUGUGGAUCCAUAGACGUGGCCAGUCCAUCUGAGACUACCCUUAAACAUGUGGCAUCUUACCCAGACCGACAGAUUAUUUGAGCAAGUCAAGAGCAUAUAAUCAUAAGAAGUUGUCAUUUUCAAAAACUUUGAUACGUGUUGACAACAAAAUAGAUCUCAGGACGACUAUGCAGUGUAUUUAUAGUGGUAUUGAGGUACAUAUGGAUCUGGGAUCUUUCUUUUCCCUUUAAAUAUGUUAUGUUUCUAAUCAGGGGGGUUUAUUUUGCUAAACAAGUUGCUAACACAUUACUCAAACAAGUUGCUAACACAUUACUCAAAUUAAAAAACCCUACUUUUGUUUCUUUUGAAUACAGUGUUUAAAUUAAAAUAGAAAAUUAUAGGUUUAUGACAAAUAUAUGAUACUACUUAGAGAGACGGAUUUAUUAGCAAUAGCUUUCAGAUGUUUUGUUUUGUUUCUGAAGCUUUGCCUUGUCUGUCUAGUCAGCAUUUGAUUAAUAUUCUGUUUGAUUUUGGAAAUAUUCUAAUAUGACAUAGAUUUGAAUAAAGUUUCUCCUUAAUGGUG
This is a messenger RNA of Hyaena hyaena (striped hyena), 6887 nucleotides long. It is a transcript of the gene TDRD6, whose product is annotated as tudor domain containing 6. The record is from RefSeq and is a predicted model, not a curated record. Gene Ontology annotation, biological process: spermatogenesis. Bases 1 to 6318 code for a protein of 2105 amino acids. Lineage: Eukaryota; Metazoa; Chordata; Mammalia; Carnivora; Hyaenidae. The transcript has 4 exons.